AUGGGAACAUUUGUCUCAAUAGCCCAGAAUGCCUGGGGAAUUUUUAUAUCCGAAAGGAAGCCUGGCUGGAAGUAUCUGAUGCAGCUUUUUGCAGUUUGCUCUGCAGUUGGCUUCCUCGCAAGCCUUCUCUUAUUCCUUGGCGUGCACUUCUCCCUGGCACACCACCCUUUGACACCCUUACUGAUUUCUGGAUUCAUCUGGGUCUCGCUUUCGAUCGCGCUCUCCUGUUCCAAGCACCUGCGCUGUUUCAGCAUGCUGUUUCUUCUUUCUUGUGGACUGCGAAAUGGCAGGCAUGCUCUUAUUACUGCUGGCACAGGUGUCGUGGUGGCCGGCAACAUCCAAAAUAUUUUUCACAACUUAAAGGUUCUGGCAGACAGUAUAACCUGUCAUUUAGAGUAUGAGCAAUUUGCCUUGAUAAAAUACUAUGUCGAGGCAGUAAAAUGGAUUUACGAGGCAGCCAAGCUUUCCACUGAACUAUCUAAACAUAUAGUGUUCCUAAGGCAUGAAUUCACACCAUCUUAUUCAAUUUCAGAUGAUGCAUUAAAACAAGAGCUAAAUGACACAAAGCAAGAAAUCCAAAGGGUUGCUAACCAGAUAUCUUUUAUGUUGACUAUACUGCCCUAUGUAGGCCAGAAAGUAUUGCCUAUAGUGGGGACUUUUCUGGCUUCUUUUGGAACAGCCCUUUUUAUAAAAAAAUUUGUGGGCACUCACACUGCCAAAUUCAAGAAUACUUAUAUCACUAAACAGUUCAUCGCAUUUGAUGAGCAUCAAAAGCAACAGCAGAGACCCUGCCUUCUGCCACUUAACAGAAAAGAAAGAAAAGAUUAUGUGACAAUCCCAUCUUUCUGCUUCACAAGGAAGGACAGAAAAAACAUGCAGUAUUUUUUUCUCCCUGUAAUUAUUCAUCUCUGCAUCUGGCUUCUGUUUGCUGCAGUAGAUUAUUUGUUUUAUUGGUUAAUUAUUUCUGUGAAUAAACAUCUCCAAGAAGUACCGGAUCUAGAGAUUCAGCUCAGCCUUUUUCAGCAAAGGAAUGAGAACAGCUUUAUCGUUGGUGUGAGAGAACACAUUGUGAAGACUGAUCCUUUCAAGAUCUCUUUGUUUAAGCAUGACUGCAUCCCUCAGCCAGAGUUCACUCUCUCUAUGACAUGGAUCCAGCUUGGAGUCAUUAUCUUCUUCUUAAUUAUUUUUGGGUUGUUCUCUGGCUUCCUGACCCAACUUAAAAUACUCGUGUCAACUUCAUUUUAUCCUGACACUGAGAUGAAACGGAUACGUUAUUUGCAUGCAAAUUUACUCAAGAAAAGAGCAAAGCUACAAGAGAAAACUGGGAAGAAGGUGCUUGCUAGAACGGUCAACUUUUGGUUUCCAAUACUCAGUGCAAGAGAGGCAGUGAUGAAGAAACAAAGGAGUGUAGCAAAUGACAACAUGGUGUGA
This is a messenger RNA of Opisthocomus hoazin, 1431 nucleotides long. It is a transcript of the gene DCSTAMP, whose product is annotated as dendrocyte expressed seven transmembrane protein. Gene Ontology annotation, cellular component: endoplasmic reticulum membrane; cell surface. Lineage: Eukaryota; Metazoa; Chordata; Aves; Opisthocomiformes; Opisthocomidae. The record is from RefSeq and is a predicted model, not a curated record.